Molecule: messenger RNA, 835 nt
Organism: Ornithodoros turicata
Lineage: Eukaryota; Metazoa; Arthropoda; Arachnida; Ixodida; Argasidae
Gene: mRpL16
Product: large ribosomal subunit protein uL16m-like
Exons: 6
Coding region: 13-741 (242 amino acids)
Biological process (GO): mitochondrial translation
Cellular component (GO): ribosome; mitochondrial large ribosomal subunit
Molecular function (GO): rRNA binding; structural constituent of ribosome
Source: RefSeq, a predicted model, not a curated record
UCGUUUUCCAACAUGGCCGCUGCCACAGUCAAUAAGUUCAUCUGUAACCUAUGCAUAAGCAAAUUGCCCCGUUUAUCACAAGCAUGUGGACUGAAGCUGUGGAAGCUCCCACCAGACUACAGCGAUAUCGAGUUCCCUACUGAGCGCAAGCUGCCCAUACUGGACAAAGUACCGACCUAUCUAUUCGGCGUUCGACCACCUAAAAUGAUGAAGGAUCUCGCCACGAUCAGGGGACCCGAACUCGUCCACAACAGGCUCUUGUACAAACAAUAUGGGAUAAUAACUCUAUGUGGUGGCUUCAUGCGUCCAGGGCACAUUGAUAUGAUACGCUUGACCAUCAAUAAGAAAUUGAAUGUCUCGACGAUGUUUGCAGUUUGGAGAAUAGAUCCACCUUGGAAGCCAAUUACUAAAAAGGGUCAAGGCAAACGUAUGGGUAAGGGAAAGGGUCCUAUUGAUCAUUACGUCACGCCAGUUAAAGCUGGUCGCAUUCUUAUCGAGGUUGGAGGUCAGAUUGACUUUGAAGAAGUGAGGCCUCUGCUUCAAGAAGUUUGUUACAAACUUCCUGUAGAUGCUAUCCCAGUAAGUGAAUCAAUACUUCAGGGCCUGAAGGAACAGGAAGAGAACGAAGCACAAAAGAACAUAAACCCAUUCAGUAUGGAACGAGUAAUUGAUUAUGAAAUGCAAGGCUCUACGAGGUGGGUCAGCAAGUACGACAGGAAGUACUACGGAAAGUACAUUUAGGAAGAUUUGGGUUAGUCAGGAAAGCCAUGAAUAGGGAUGCAUUUGUGAAGGUCGUAGCAAAUGCUGUGAAUAAAAAUAUCAUUUUGUACUUCAA